AUGCUCGGGGUAUUUGCCCGGGCCUAUGAUCUUUAUGAUCUUGCGGGAAGAUCGAUGCAUAGAGCAUCCCGGUAUUACCUCGACGCAGGUUGGUUCUGCAGGGAGCCGAAAAAAAGCACUGCAACGGAGAAGGCCGAGUUGAGGAAGGAGGAAGGGCGAUGCUUAGGUUCCAGUCGAUACUUUCUCUACUCUACGCACGUGCACACGGACGCGGGGGUGCUGCGGGACCUGGCGGGUGCGGGUGGUGCGGGGGAGGCACUAGCGAAGGCGCGGCGGUUGGCGUCGCACCUGUAUUUGCCGGGGGUGCUGGUGACGACGCAGCCGCAUGGGCGGGUGCGGAAGGAGGCGUGGGGUGGGGGGCACGACGUUCACGAGGGUGCUGAGGAGCUGCGAGUCGCGGGAGCUGGUGGCGGAGUUGGUGGAGGGGGAUGGCAGGGAGGGGUGUGGGUUGUGGGCGGGUGGGCGUGGGAUGGGAUGGUGCUGCUGGAGGGGUGUGUGGUUAGUGCGAUGAGGGUUGCGAGGGACUUUGGGGUUGAGGUGGAGUGGUGA
Molecule: messenger RNA, 549 nt
Organism: Morchella sextelata
Lineage: Eukaryota; Fungi; Ascomycota; Pezizomycetes; Pezizales; Morchellaceae
Exons: 2
Coding region: 1-549 (182 amino acids)
Source: RefSeq, a predicted model, not a curated record